Molecule: messenger RNA, 3147 nt
Organism: Misgurnus anguillicaudatus (oriental weatherfish)
Lineage: Eukaryota; Metazoa; Chordata; Actinopteri; Cypriniformes; Cobitidae
Gene: tfap2b
Product: transcription factor AP-2 beta
Biological process (GO): anatomical structure development; regulation of cell population proliferation; regulation of transcription by RNA polymerase II
Cellular component (GO): nucleus
Molecular function (GO): RNA polymerase II transcription regulatory region sequence-specific DNA binding; DNA-binding transcription factor activity, RNA polymerase II-specific
Source: RefSeq, a predicted model, not a curated record
AAUGCAUUUGCAAAAGUGAGUAGUGUUUGGGAAUGAUGAGGCCUCUGUCCCAUCUGCCCUGUUUAAAGCAGCUGAUUCCGUCUAUUCGUUUGUUCUGUGCGAAGAUAAAUUGACUCAGUCUGCACGCAACAAUAACAUAAAGACAACAAUGGCAAUAGAAAGAGGUCCAGACCCGUGUAUGCCGGACCCCAAACAGAGAGGGGAAUAAAACAGGGCACGAGUGUUUCCUCCUCCUGAAUGAACGUCACUUACAGCAGCAGCGCCUUCACGCUCCGCUGCUCCCCACUGCUUUAAGUAUUCCCGCAAUAUUAGAGGAGUCAUGAAUAACAAUUAUUCUGGGGAGGUGUAGUGCGGCGCGCGGACGGAGCACCACACUCUGGAUCAGAGCGCGGGAUCUGAAGGGACAGAGGUGUAGAUUUGGAGAGCCAGGGUUCUGCAGGAGCAUCUUUUAAGCUAAAUUCAUAAGUUUUGGCCAUGAGGAGCUAAGAGAGGAGCGCGUAAUUUUCGAGCGAGUGUCGUGCUAUCGCGUGUUCUUCCUGCUCUCUGCGAGCUGGCGUGUUUUUCUGCCCAGAUGUUGGUGCACACGUAUUCCUCCACGGACCGCCAUGAUGGGGUACCGAGCCACAGUUCUAGACUGUCCCAGCUGGGCUCAGUGUCUCAGGGUCCGUACUCCAGCGCUCCGCCGCUCUCUCACACCCCUUCCUCGGACUUCCAGCCGCCGUACUUUCCCCCGCCGUACCAGCCGCUGCCGUAUCACCAGAGUCAGGACCCGUACUCACACGUCAGUGACCCGUAUUCUCUGAACGCCCUGCAUCAGCAACAACAACACCCGUGGGGCUCCCGUCAGCGGCAGGACGUAGGCUCGGACAGCGGAUCUUUACUGCCGCAGCCUAGAGCCUCGUUACCGCAGCUCUCCGGUUUGGACCCCCGGCGGGAUUACUCGACCGUCCGCCGACCGGAUGUGUUGCUCCACUCCACGCACCAUGGGCUCGAUGGCAUGGGAGACGGUCUGUCCCUGCAUGGCCUGGCGCACAGCAUGGAGGAUAUCCAGGCUGUUGAAGACGCAAACCAUAGCGGGAUGAACAUCAUGGAUCAGUCAGUCAUUAAAAAAGUUCCUGUUCCACACAAGAGUGUCGCUUCUCUAAUGAUGAGCAAAGAUGGCCUAAUCGGCGGGGUCAGCGUGAACGUCAACGAGGUCUUCUGCUCGGUGCCCGGUCGCCUGUCGCUUCUCAGCUCCACAUCAAAAUAUAAAGUGACGGUCGGCGAGGUCCAGCGGCGCCUCUCUCCACCCGAAUGCCUGAACGCGUCUUUACUCGGCGGGGUCUUGAGGAGAGCGAAAUCGAAAAACGGAGGGAGAUCACUGAGGGAAAAGCUGGAGAAAAUCGGCUUGAAUUUGCCUGCUGGGAGACGCAAAGCAGCGAAUGUCACAUUACUGACAUCUCUAGUAGAAGGGGAAGCUGUUCAUUUGGCUCGGGACUUUGGCUACAUUUGUGAAACUGAAUUUCCCACGAAGGCCGUGUCUGAAUAUCUGAACAGACAGCACACAGAUCCAAACGAAUUGCACUCGCGCAAGAACAUGCUGCUCGCCACCAAGCAGUUGUGUAAGGAGUUCACAGACCUGUUGGCUCAGGAUCGCACUCCUUUAGGAAACUCUCGGCCUUCGCCCAUCCUCGAGCCCGGAAUCCAGAGCUGCCUGUCACACUUUAGCUUCAUCACGCAUGGCUUUGGUUCUCCAGCCAUCUGCGCCGCCCUCACAGCUUUGCAGAACUACCUGACUGAAGCACUUAAAGGUCUCGACAAGAUGUUCCUGAACAACCCUACCCCCAACCGACACACGCCCGCCGACGUACCCGGAUCCAAAAGCGCAGAGAAAGAGGAGAAACACAGGAAAUGAGUUGGAAUUACAACAGGAUAUCAAGGAAAAGGGUCCUUGGAAACAUUAUGAGAUUCUAUAAACUCUAGUUUUAUGACAUUGCAUUUUACAUUCUGGUGAGACGGUGGAAAACAAAUCAUGGGAAAGCGAAGGAAAUGCUACGAUAAAAGACUGGAUGACACAUCUCUGCUGUGACUCGUUCAUCAGUUUCAUCUCAUAUGUGUGAGAAUGUUCGAGGAGUGUGUGUGUGCGUUUUUGUGUAUAAAAAAACUGACAUUACGUGAUGUUAGACAGAUGCUAUAUCACACAGGCUGACCUUUACACACGUGAAUCUCAGUGUACUCAUCAGCAGGAGCGUGGGUACAGUUCAAAUAUUGCUGUGGACACUUUUAUCUAUUAUAUUUAAAUACAAUAAUUGAUGGGGUCCACUGAACAUUGCCGAGAUGUUAGUGGACUAUGUUCCAUAUUAUUUACAGAAUCUAUACCCUAAAAUACACAGAGUAACGUUUUUAUCCAAAAACUGCUUGUAAAAUGAAAAUUUUGCUCCAUGCAGAUUUCAAGGAGAGACUAAAUGUUCAGAAUAUAAUAGACAGAAGUGCACUGUAAAAAAAAUGCAGCAUUUUGUCAAAUCAACAUAACAAAUUAGAAAUUCAACUUAAGUCAAAACUUAAAAUAUUAUGUUGAAUUGACUUGCAGAACAAAGUUGUUUUAACUUCAUGCUGCAUUUAUUUAUUUUUUACAGUGUGUGAUUAAAAAUUCACACCACAUUGUACACACAACUAUUCAUAUGAAAUUUUCAUCAGACCACAAUUGAUUGAAGACAUUUUUUGGCAAUGUUUAUUUCUUAUCAAGAGAUUUUUAUAUUAAACAUGGAUGCCACUCGGAAUCAGAGCUCAGUGGCUACAAAAAGUGAGAAAAAAAGUUAACUAAAAGCGCAAAUCUAAAUGGUUUUGGUUGCGUAUUUUUAAAACUGCAGUUGCGCUUUCAUGCUAUUCAGUAAUGUUAAAUGUGAGGACAUUAUCAACAUGGCAAUCAAGUUAAAAUCAUUAUCUUUUUAUUGACAUUUCAUCUUAUCUAUUUUAUUUACUUUUACAUAGACCUAAAUGAACAUUGAUAAAUUCAUACGUUUUAUGAUUCAUUACCUGAAUGGAGGACCAAUGUUUUAGAAGCCUUAUGAAAAAGACUUUUGAAACCAGCUAUAAAAUUGCAUGCCUAUAUUAUUGGCUUUAUUAGGCUGAAUAUGACUGGGGUAAUGAGGUGACCGCGCGUGCUGA